Alexandromys fortis (reed vole) is the source of this 798-nucleotide messenger RNA. It is a transcript of the gene Dnal1, whose product is annotated as dynein axonemal light chain 1. The record is from RefSeq and is a predicted model, not a curated record. Gene Ontology annotation, molecular function: alpha-tubulin binding; dynein heavy chain binding. Gene Ontology annotation, biological process: outer dynein arm assembly. Lineage: Eukaryota; Metazoa; Chordata; Mammalia; Rodentia; Cricetidae. The coding region runs from base 292 to 747 and encodes 151 amino acids. Gene Ontology annotation, cellular component: cytoplasm. The transcript has 8 exons.
AGGGAAUGCUGGCUCCGUGAAGCCGCAGGCCCGGGGCCGGAGCAGCCGGGGCAGGCGGUGGUCUGCGGAGAGGGAGGCCGGAGGCUGACAGGAAGUUGGGUUAAGCUGGAGGGACUCUGAGAGAAGAAAAGGAAAGACAGCUGGAAAUUCUCGGGAAAGCGCACUGGAGUGGGAAAGGCAAAAGCAACAACAAUUAAAGAAGCCUUGUCCAGAUGGGAAGAAAAGACCGGUCAGAGGCCGUCUGAGGCCAGAGAGAUAAAACUGUAUGCCCAGAUCCCCCCGAUAGAGAAGAUGGAUGCGUCUCUGUCCACACUUGCCAACUGCGAGAAGCUUUCCCUGUCUACAAACUGCAUUGAAAAAAUUGCCAACCUGAACGGCUUAAAAAACUUGAGGAUUUUGUCAUUAGGAAGAAACAACAUCAAGAACCUCAAUGGACUGGAAGCAGUAGGAGACACGUUAGAAGAACUGUGGAUCUCCUACAAUUUCAUUGAGAAGCUGAAAGGGAUCCAUGUGAUGAAGAAACUGAAGAUUCUCUACAUGUCUAAUAACCUGGUAAAAGACUGGGCUGAAUUCGUGAAACUGGCAGAACUGCCAUGCCUGGAAGACCUGGUGUUCGUAGGCAAUCCGCUGGAGGAGAAGCAUUCUGCAGAGGGCAACUGGAUCGAUGAAGCAACCAAGAGGGUGCCGAAGCUGAAAAAGCUGGAUGGUACUCCAGUAAUUAAGCAGGAAGAGGAAGAUGAAAACUAAGGCCGUACUUUACACUUUGUGUUAAUUUAUUUAAACGUUAUGAGAACAAUA